This is a messenger RNA of Sapajus apella (tufted capuchin), 2367 nucleotides long. It is a transcript of the gene TKFC, whose product is annotated as triokinase and FMN cyclase. Gene Ontology annotation, cellular component: cytosol. NCBI's taxonomy places the organism in Eukaryota, Metazoa, Chordata, Mammalia, Primates, Cebidae. Gene Ontology annotation, molecular function: ATP binding; glycerone kinase activity. The coding region runs from base 219 to 1955 and encodes 578 amino acids. The transcript is spliced from 18 exons. Gene Ontology annotation, biological process: glycerol catabolic process. The record is from RefSeq and is a predicted model, not a curated record.
UCUUUCCGCCAGCGCCCGCGGGACCCGGAUGAGAGAGCGGCGUUGGGGGUCCCCGGGAAAUUGUGCUGCCUUCGGAGGUGGGGGAUGCGGGCGUGAGCCGGCGGGGGAGGUGCUGCUGCUGCCUCCGCUGUGCUCAGACACAGGUAACACAGGAUUGUCCAUCCUCCGUCAACUUGGUACAAAGGUGUGAACUCAGCUUGUUUCAGAGCCUCUCCACCAUGACCUCCAAAAAGCUGGUGAACUCGGUGGCAGGCUGCGCUGAUGACGCCCUUGCUGGCCUGGUGGCCUGCAACCCCAACCUGCAGCUCCUGCAGGGCCACCGUGUGGCCCUCCGUUCUGACCUGGACAGCCUCAAGGGCCGGGUGGCACUGUUGUCGGGUGGGGGCUCUGGCCAUGAGCCUGCCCAUGCUGGUUUCAUAGGGAAGGGGAUGCUGACCGGGGUCAUCGCUGGAGCCGUGUUCACCUCCCCGGCAGUGGGCAGCAUCCUGGCAGCCAUCAGGGCAGUGGCCCAGGCUGGCACAGUGGGGACCCUCCUCAUCGUGAAGAACUACACUGGGGAUCGGCUGAACUUUGGCCUGGCCCGGGAGCAGGCCCAGGCUGAAGGCAUCCCAGUGGAGAUGGUGGUGAUCGGGGACGACAGCGCCUUCACCGUCCUGAAGAAGGCAGGCCGGAGGGGGCUGUGUGGCACAGUGCUUAUACACAAGGUGGCAGGUGCUCUGGCUGAGGCAGGUGUGGGGCUGGAGGAGAUCACGAAGCAGGUGAACAUGGUCGCCAAGGCCAUGGGUACCCUGGGGGUGAGCUUAUCCUCCUGCAGUGUCCCUGGUUCCAAACCCACCUUCGAGCUCUCAGCCGACGAGGUGGAGCUGGGCCUGGGGAUCCACGGGGAAGCUGGUGUGCGCCGGAUAAAGAUGGCAACCGCCGAUGAGAUUGUGAAACUCAUGCUCGACCACAUGACAGACACCACCAACGCGUCUCAUGUGCCUGUGCAGUCUGGCUCCUCGGUUGUGAUGAUGGUCAACAACCUGGGUGGCCUGUCAUUCCUGGAACUGGGCAUCUUAGCCGACGCUGCUGUCCGCUCCCUGGAGGGCCGUGGGGUGAAGAUUGCCCGUGCCCUAGUGGGCACCUUCAUGUCAGCACUGGAGAUGCCUGGCGUUUCUCUCACCCUCCUGCUGGUGGAUGAGCCUCUCCUGAAACUGAUAGAUGCUGAAACCACUGCAGCAGCCUGGCCUAACGUGGCCGCAGUCUCUGUUACUGGGCGGAAGCGGAGCCGGGUAGCCCCUGCGGAGCCCCAGGAGGCCCUUGAUUCCAUUGCUGCAGGAGGCUCAGCCUCGAAGCGGAUGGCGCUUGUGCUGGAACGGGUGUGCAGUACCCUCCUGGGCCUGGAGGAGCACCUGAAUGCCCUGGACCGGGCUGCCGGCGACGGUGACUGUGGCACCACCCACAGCCGUGCAGCCAGAGCGAUCCGGGAGUGGCUGAAGGAGGGCCCACCCCCUGCCAGCCCUGCCCAGCUGCUCUCCAAGUUGUCGGUCCUGCUUUUGGAGAAGAUGGGAGGCUCAUCUGGGGCGCUCUAUGGCCUGUUUCUGACAGCAGCUGCCCAGCCUCUCAAGGCCAAGACCAGCCUCCCAGCCUGGUCUGCUGCCAUGGACGCCGGCUUGGAAGCCAUGCAGAAGUAUGGAAAGGCUGCCCCAGGGGACAGGACUAUGCUGGAUUCUCUGUGGGCAGCAGGGCAGGAGCUCCAAGCCUGGAAGAGCCCAGUAGCCGAUCUGUUCCAAGUCCUGACCAAAGCAGUCAAGAGUGCCGAAGCUGCAGCUGAGGCCACCAAGAAUAUGGAAGCUGGAGCCGGAAGAGCCAGUUAUAUCAGCUCAGCACGGCUGGAGCAGCCAGACCCUGGGGCUGUGGCAGCUGCUGCCAUCCUCCGGGCCAUCCUGGAGGUCUUACAGAGCCAGGGUGUGUAACUGCCUCCCUCUGCCUCAGCUCCUCUCACUGCUGUGUUGAGGUGGCCUUUGUCACUUCCUUCUGCCUUCCUAUCGUCACCUUCCCCCAGCCUGGACCCCUUGGCCCGCCCUCUAAGUUGAGCAGGAAAUGCUUCACCAAGAUUCCAGAGCUACAGACAACACCCAGAGCGAGCCAGAGUGGGUCCCCAUGCCUCUCCAGUAUGCCCUCUCGCUUUGCAGGAGGGUGGAGUCCCUGGGUCACACCGCCCUCCCCUGCCAGCUCUGGACUUCAGAGAUAAGGCAUUUUCCUUGUGCAGCCUUUACCUGGCAAUCCUAAUUUGGUUUUAAGACUCCUUGUGAAAUGCCUUCUGCACCUUAACCCCAGUGAGUGGGAAAAGAAAGUUAAUAAACUAUAAUACAUGGAAGCAAGAAA